Messenger RNA from Rhinichthys klamathensis goyatoka, 2564 nucleotides. RefSeq names its product solute carrier family 9 member A3, tandem duplicate 1 (gene slc9a3.1). The record is from RefSeq and is a predicted model, not a curated record. Gene Ontology annotation, biological process: regulation of pH; proton transmembrane transport; sodium ion transport. The coding region runs from base 51 to 2564 and encodes 837 amino acids. Lineage: Eukaryota; Metazoa; Chordata; Actinopteri; Cypriniformes; Leuciscidae. Gene Ontology annotation, cellular component: apical plasma membrane; brush border membrane. The transcript is spliced from 17 exons. Gene Ontology annotation, molecular function: sodium:proton antiporter activity.
UGGAGAGGAGAAUGAUACUGUAAGUGCAUCUUUAACAGUCAUCCAUCAAAAUGUCGAACUCUACUUAUCUCUGCCUGAGGGCAGUUUUCCUGGUGUGUUUUGUUCACCCUUUAAUCCAAGGACUAAGCGCAGAUGCAAAUGUGGUCCAGAGUCCUCGUCAUCGACUGGAACCGAAUCUCACUGGACUUCCAAUAGUCACAUUUGAAUGGCAUCAUGUUCAGACCCCAUACCUGGUGAUAAUUUGGGUAUUUGUGGCUGCACUGGCUAAACUAUCAGUGAUUGAACUAAACCAUCAUGUCACCAAUGUGAUCCCAGAGAGUGGAAUGCUCAUCAUCGUGGGCUUUAUUUUGGGAGGAAUGGUCUGGGGUGCAGACAAGGCGCAGACUUUCAAACUGCUUCCUGCCACUUUCUUCUUCUACUUGCUGCCCCAGAUCAUUUUGGAUGCAAGUUACUUCAUGCCCAACAAGCUAUUUUUCAGCAACCUGGGUGCCAUUCUCAUUUACGCCAUCUUUGGAACCUGCUGGAAUGCAGCCACAGUAGGCCUGUCGCUUUGGGGCUGCUAUGAGGCCGGAGCGAUGGGUAACUUGGACAUCGGUCUCCUGCAGUUCCUGUUGUUUGGUAGUUUAAUAGCGGCGGUGGACCCAGUGGCUGUGAUUGCCGUUUUCGAGGAAGUGCAUGUGAAUGAGGUGCUCUUUAUCUUGGUGUUUGGGGAGUCUCUGCUCAAUGAUGGCGUCACAGUGGUGCUUUACAAUGUAUUUGAUGCUUUUGUUGCCCUUGGAGGACCAAGGAUUGACACCACAGAGAUUUUUAAGGGCAUAUUUUCAUUUGUUGUGGUGGCAUUUGGAGGCUCGUUUCUUGGCGUUGUGUUUGCCAUCCUGCUGUCCCUGCUGACCAGAUGCACCAAACACAUUCAGAUCAUCGAAGCCGGCUUUGUCUUUGUGGUGGGAUACCUGGCUUACCUGACAGCAGAUAUGCUCUCUCUCUCUUCUAUACUUUCGAUCACUUUCUGUGGUGUCUGCUGUCAAAAAUAUGUGAACGCCAACAUGGACGAGAAAUCAGUCACAACGGUUCGUCAUGCCAUGAAGGUGCUUGCGAAUGGCUCAGAAACCAUGAUAUUUCUAUUCUUGGGCAUUACAGCCAUUGAUACGGAGAUAUGGGUUUGGAACACAGGUUUCAUUCUCCUCACUCUCCUCUUCAUGUUUAUCUACAGGAUCAUAGGUGUUUUCUUGUUUACCUGGUUGUUAAACAAGUUCAGAUUGGUUCCCAUCGAGGUCAUUGACCAGGUUGUAAUGAGCUACGGUGGCCUGCGGGGGGCAGUAGCGUACGGAUUAGCAGCAAUGCUAGACAAAGACAAGAUCCCAGAGAAGAAUCUGAUGAUUAGUACCACACUCAUUGUGGUGUAUUUCACUGUCAUUAUUCAGGGAAUCACAAUGAAGCCAUUGGUUCAGUGGCUCAAGGUCAAAAGAGCAGCUCAUUCGGACUUGAAACUUGUUGAGAAACUGAACAAUAGGGCAUUUGACCACAUACUGGCAGCAGUGGAGGACAUUUGUGGUCGUAUUGGAGAUAACUGGUGGACCAGAGGUUGGAACAGGUUUGAGGAGAAGUAUAUCUGCAGGAUAUUGAUGAAACCUAAGGCCAGAAAAAACAAAGACUACCUCUUUAAUAUCUUCCACAAACUCAAUCUGGAGGACGCUAUGAACUACGUCAGUGAGGGUGAACGCCAAGGUUCUCUGGCCUUCAUUCGUAGUGAUGAAGCAGCCAACAUAGAUUUCAAAAAACAAUAUGGUUCAGAAUUUGCAGAUGUGAUGCCUGAUAUAAUGGUUGAUAUGUCAAAUUACGAGUUUGGAAUCGAAAAUGUGUCAGUAACCUCCAUUGUAAAAGACACUAUUCCCUCAAUAUCCCGGGAUAUCCAUGGGCAAGACAGGAAAAAUGCGGUGGAUGACAUCAAUGCCCAUCAUCUUCUACAGCAGCACCUGUACAGGAGCAGAAAGCAUCACCGUCACAAAUACAGCCGCAGUCACUUCGGCAUCAACCAGAGUGAAGACGAGGUGCAGGAGAUCUUUCAGAGGACCAUGAGGAGCCGCCUCGAGUCCUUCAAAUCUGCUAAGAUGGGUGUCAACCCUGCUAAAAAGAUCACUAAGCACCACAAGAAGGAGCUACAUCAGAUGUCUAAUGGACACCCAGAGGGCAAGGACCAUCUAUAUGGAGAUGAAGUUGACAGUGCUGUGGGUAGUGAGACUGCUGCUGUGAAUAGUACUUUUAUGAGAGACACAUAUACAUUUGGAGCUGGCAUAGAGAAUCCAGCAUUCAUGCCAGAUAUGGACAGUCCUACUCACAGCCCACCCUGGCUAAUGGAGACUGAGAUGGACAUGGCUGUCGCACCCUCCCAGAGGGCCCAGAGACGCCUGCCCUGGACGCCCAACAGACUGCGGCGUUUAGCACCCAUGAGGAUCAGCACCUGCUCCACAGACUCCUUCCUGAUGGCUGAUGUUUCUUUAACUCUAGAAGAGCACGAGGAACCGCCCCAAGGAGACAAUGAGGAAAUACGACCAGUCUUUGACUAG